Acanthosepion pharaonis is the source of this 1011-nucleotide messenger RNA. Lineage: Eukaryota; Metazoa; Mollusca; Cephalopoda; Sepiida; Sepiidae. The record is from the annotation of a GenBank genome assembly.
AUGGUUCCUUUUAUACAUUUUAUUUUUCUUCUUUAUUCUUCCUUCUUAUUCUUUUAUUUUUCAUUUUUAUUCUUCAUAUUUAUUCUUUUUAUUUUUUAUUCAUCCUUUUUAGUAUUCUUCCUUUUAUUUUUCCUUUUUAUUCUUCUUUAUUCUUCUUCCUUUUUAUUCUUUUUCUUUUUCCUUUUUAUUUAUCCAUCAUAUUAUUCUUCAUUUUUAUUCUUCUUUUUACUUCUUUUUUAUUCUUCUUCCUUUUUAUUCUUUUUCUUUUUCCUUUUUAUUAUUCUUCCUUUUUAUUCUUCUUUUUACUUCUUUUUUAUUAUUCUUCCUUUUUAUUCUUCUUUUUACUUCUUCUUUUUUAUUAUUUUUCCUUUUGCUUCUUAUCAACUCAUUUUCUUCAAUUUUACUUUUCUUGUCUUAAUUAUCUUCUCUUUUUCAACUGCACCUUCUCUACAUUUUUCUUCUUUUUCUUUCUUUCAUAGUUUUAUUUCCUCACUCAGCCUUUUUCUUUUUUUCUGUUUUUUUCUUUUUUAUUUUCUCUUUUUUCCUUCAUUUUCUUUCAUUUUUAAUCUCUUCUUAUUCUUCUCCAUCAAUCUCUAUUUCUUUCCUCUUCAUUUUUUAUUUCUUUUUUCAUUCCUUUUGCAGCAGCAGCAGCAGCUUCUUCUUCUUCUUCUUCUUCUUCUUCUUCUUCUUCUUCUUCUUCUUCACUUUUUUCUAGUUGAUUUCUUUAACCUCCUUCCCAACAUAGCUUUACUUUCAUUAUUAUCAUCUUUCUUUUCUCUUUCUCCCUCAGUAUUUUUGGCUUCCCCUCAGCCACCUCUUCUUAUUCCAUUCUUUCUUUUGAUGUUGUUUUUCACCUCACUUGAUCUUAACCCAGUCCCAGGGAGUGUGUCUGAUUUGUUCAAAUGGAUCCAUGCCACACAGAUACUCUCAGUAAUCAAUACAAGUUACAUUUCUCCUUUUUGGGUAUUCACUAAAAGAUUUUUUUUUUCUCUUUUCUUUAUCAAUCUAUGA